UGGAAGAUUACACGCGCCAUCUUGGAUCAGGGCAGGUUUUUAAACUGGAAAAAAAGUCAAAGAGCACCAAGGAAGAAACAACUAUCAAACGUCUCAAAGAUACCGCACGAGCUGGACGAGAAAAUGACAGCGGGUUUAAAGUCAUGACAUCGGUUUAAAAGCACUUUUUAAAGAAACUCUAUCGGAGUAAAGAGAAGCUAACAUUGGAGCGGGAGGAUUUCCCUCAGCUGCUGGGAAACUAGUUUCGUAUGUUUGCUAAUAUAAACACCUUUACCUGUCGGACAUGACAUCAGGUAAUCCAGAUAUGUCUGAGGUCCCGUCUAUGGCCAUGGCCUCCUCUAAUGGAUCUCAUUCCAACGGUGUGCAAAAAGCUAACAAACGACAAGCCACCUCCGACUAUGAGGAUGAUGAAGGAGGCAAAUUAUUCAGGUGUGAUGAUGAUGGAGGUGGAUCAAAUGACAAGGAGAGAUUUGCCAGGGAGAACCACAGCGAGAUCGAACGCCGGCGGAGAAAUAAAAUGACAGCGUACAUCACGGAGCUGUCGGACAUGGUGCCCGCCUGCAGCGCUCUGGCACGAAAACCAGACAAACUUACCAUCCUGCGCAUGGCUGUAUCACACAUGAAGUCACUGAGAGGAACCGGAAACACCAGCACCGAUGGCACCUAUAAACCCUCCUUUCUCACAGACCAGGAGCUGAAGCACCUGAUUCUGGAGGCAGCUGAUGGUUUUCUGUUUGUCGUGUCGUGCGAGACUGGUCGUGUUGUUUACGUGUCGGAUUCUGUAACGCCGGUUUUAAACCACUCUCAGGCAGACUGGCUGGGAUCUUCACUAUAUGAUCAGCUUCAUCCAGAUGAUGUGGAGAAGCUCAAAGAGCAGCUUUCCACCACCGAGAACAAUAACAACAGCGGCCGGAUGUUGGAUAUGAAAACGGGCACGGUGAAGAAGGAGGGUGGUCAGGCCUCUGUGAGGAUGAGUAUGGGCGCCCGGCGCUCCUUCAUCUGCAGAAUGAGGUGUGGCGUGUGUCCAGUAGAGCCCGUGUCUCUUAACAGACUGAACUUCCUGAGGACCAGAAACAGGAACGGAUUGGGUUCUGCUAAAGACGGCGAGCUGCAGUAUGUGGUUGUCCACUGCACAGGCUACAUCAGAUCUUGGCCUCCUGCAGGAGUGACUCUGUCUGAGGAAGAGGCUGAUAAUAAUCAGGGAAAUCGUUUCUGUCUAGUCGCAAUCGGAAGGCUACAGGUCACCUGUUGCCCGAGCGACACAAGCGUAAACAACAUCAGCGUUCCAGUGGAGUUUAUCUCCCGCCACAACUCUCAGGGCGUUUACACGUUUGUGGAUCACCGCUGUACGGCCACGGUGGGCUUCCAGACUCAGGAGUUGCUGGGGAAGAAUAUUCUGGAUUUCGCACACCCAGAAGACCAGGGUUUACUGCGAGACAGCCUUCAGCAGGUGGUGAAGCUGCGAGGUCAGGUGAUGUCGGUGAUGUUUCGCUUCCAGUCUAAAAGCCGCGAGUGGAUCUGGAUGAGGACGAGCUCCUUCACCUUUCAGAACCCUUUCUCUGAGGAGAUCGAGUACAUCAUCUGCACCAACACCAACGUCAAAGGGUCGAGCGAGGGCUCCGUGUCCCCUCUGUCGUCCCCUUCACUGGGCCAGAGCCCAAACUGCCCCUCCACCCCCAGCCCAGGCUGCGUCACGGUCAGGCAGUUGCAGCAGCAGCAGCAGGUGGAGUUAGAUGGAGGAGGAAUGAGCCAGGAAACAACCUAUGAAAACAGCCAGGUCGCUCUUCCUCAGGUUUCAGUGCAGACAUGUGGUGUAGUCAAUGCUGAUCACAGCUCUAAGGCUGUUUCCUCCAGUGUGUCCAGUGUGCAGCAGGUUUACCCUCCAGCAACAGCUUUCCCCAGCCCCGCACGACCCACUGAACCUUUCAGGUCCCCUGUUCUGCCGCAGCAGAUGGUGCCUGUGGCUCAUUCAGCGGGUCAAAUGUUGGCACAGAUGUCCCGCCAGAGCACUCCGUCUGGGGUCUCCGGCUCCAACAACAGCCCCAUCCAGGCCCCGUCGGGACCCACAGCACCCCCUGGAGUCUGGAAUACCACACGGCAACCCUUCAGCACACAGCAGGUUGCAGGUCCAAUUGGAAAGAACCAGCCUGCUCAGUUUAACAUGGGAGGCUUUAGCUCCGCCUCUACAUCCUCCACCUCCUCUUCCUUUGGCCAGAUGGGCGGAGCCUCGGCUUCAAUGGCAAGCACAUCCAGCUACCAGCAAAUAAACAGUCACAGCAACCCCUCCAGUAAUGGAUACGGUAAUGUUGGUCAGAUGGCAGCAGCGUUCGGCUCCAGGCCAGCAGAGGGCAUCACAGGCUGGCAGCAGUGGCCCAAUCAGACACACACACAAGCCUCCGCAGACACACAAGUGCAAAACAACCAGACGGACAUGUUUCCGGAUGUUCUCUCCAUGUUGGAUCAGAGCGGGAGCUUCAGUAAUGGGGAUUUCUCAGAGAUGCCCAUGUUUCCUCCGUUUCCUGAGUGAUGCGUUUCCUCCGUCUGCCGCUUCGCCCUCGCUCGCCAUUGCUUACGCUUUUAACCAAAUGGACGACAGAAUCCAGCCGAGAGACGAGUGCUGCGCGAGGAUGAAGCUGUAAGCCAUAAUAAUGUGAGACAGAGAACAGAAAACAGCAGAGCAGACACACACACACACACACACACACACACACACACACACAUACACUCUCACACACACACACACACACACACACACAGAUGGAAGUGUCGGUGAAACUUGUUGACUUUCAAAUCACGCACAAUUGCACACUUCCAGCACAAGCGGUCUCACACUGUGUCUGCUACGCGCACACACACGCACAAACAUGCAUACACACACGCAUAAGUGCACACACACAAACAAAUGCACAGACUCUCUAAUGCAUACACUAUUAAAUACACACAAACAGAUGCACAAACACUCUCACACACACAUUUAUGCAUACACACAAACACAUGCUCACACACUCAUGCAUACACAUGCACUCACACAUCUGUGACACACUUUCUCACAUACAAAUACACUCUUUCUCACACACACACUUAAGCAUACACACAAACGCAAGCAUGCUCACUCACACCCUAGGACAGAACCAAACACACACACUCAUGCUCAUAUAUGCACUCACACAGGCACACUAACACACACCCACACAUAUGCAUUAAAAUGACACACACAAUCACACUCACACACACACACACACUCAUGCAUACACAUGCACUCACAGAUUUGUGAUACACUUUUUCACACACAUACACUCACACACACACACACACACACACACACACACACACUCACACACACACACAACUUAAGCAUACACACAAACGCAAACAUGCUCACACACUAGCACAGACUCAAACACACACACUAAUGCUUACCAAUACACUCACACUAAGACACACACUCAUGCAUACACACAAACACACACUUAUGCAUACACAUGCACUCACACAGAUGCACUCACACACGCAUUUACACAUUCCUAUAUACACACUCGCACAAACUGGAAACGCAUACACAUGCACUCGCACAGAAACACACACUUAUGCACAGAGACACAUACUCAAACACACACACACACACACACACACACACACUUAUGCACACAAACGCACUAACACUUAUUUCUGCUUAUACACUUGCAGACACACACAUUCAUGCUUACACAUUCACACAGACAUACAUACAUACACACACACACACACACACACUCAGGCAGUGGGUCCGUCUGUCUCUGACUGUGAUUGUGAACUGAUUGCACUGCCUCUUUCCUGAAGCCAUGUGUCUGGAUGAUCCACAUGAUGAAAUGACAGAUAAGCUCGUCCAGAUCAGAGAUGUGUGUGCGUGUUUGUGUGUGUGUGUGUGUGUGUGUGUGUGUAAAGCAGCAGCCAUGGCUUAUCUGAUUUUACAGUAUGUCUGCCUUUUAAGAGCUUCUGUUCAGAGCUGAAGAAGGGGCUCACUCACUCUCAGCUGAUCACUCUGUUCCAACUGCUUGCUUGAACUUAAAUUUGAG
Danio aesculapii is the source of this 4055-nucleotide messenger RNA. RefSeq names its product aryl hydrocarbon receptor nuclear translocator (gene arnt). The coding region runs from base 284 to 2527 and encodes 747 amino acids. The transcript is spliced from 21 exons. The record is from RefSeq and is a predicted model, not a curated record. Gene Ontology annotation, biological process: regulation of transcription by RNA polymerase II. Gene Ontology annotation, molecular function: protein dimerization activity; RNA polymerase II cis-regulatory region sequence-specific DNA binding; DNA-binding transcription factor activity, RNA polymerase II-specific. Lineage: Eukaryota; Metazoa; Chordata; Actinopteri; Cypriniformes; Danionidae. Gene Ontology annotation, cellular component: aryl hydrocarbon receptor complex; nucleus; cytoplasm.